This is a messenger RNA of Paramecium sonneborni, 1449 nucleotides long. The record is from the annotation of a GenBank genome assembly. Lineage: Eukaryota; Ciliophora; Oligohymenophorea; Peniculida; Parameciidae.
AUGAUGAAUCCUUAUACUUUGCGCUUCUUAGAUAAUCAAUUAGAAGAAAAAUACCAAGAAGCCAGAAUUAGACAAGUAUUAAGAAGAAUUUUUUAGAUUGUUGUACUUGGAACUUUCUUACUUCAUGGCAUGAAAAUUAUUUAUGAUUUGGCUCUUAACAAACCUAAUCUGCCCUAUAUUAAUAUUGGUUUUAUUGUUUGGACAAUUAUUGCCUAAAUCACAAUUAAAAUUAACUCCAGGUUAAUAAAAUUAGUUAUAACCAUCUCAAAUAUAUCAACGCUUGUUUUAUAAAUGAAUUUUGAUACUAAUUAUUCUUUGCCUCAAGAUUAUUAUCAAUUCGGAUGCAACAUAACUUAACUUUAAUCUGUCCUUUAUUUCUUGAGUGAUUUUCUAUAUGCUACUGUCUCAGUUAUUUUUCACACUGUCGCUAGAAUGGUCAUUACUUCAUACUACACUUAAAGAAUCGAUAUUUAAGAUUAUUGUUUUUCAAUUUUAUGCGUUGCAUUUGUUAUAUCCAUUCUUUAUAAAAAUGAUAUCAACUCUAGAAAGCAUUUUUUAUUAAGAUAGAAAGAAGAAUAAAUUGAUGACAAAUUAAUUAAAUUAGUUAAAUCCCCAUUUUUCUAAUUCGAUAUUAAGUGUGAUUAAUAAAUAAAUUUGUAAUAAGCGAAGCAUAUCGAUUAAUUUGAGUAUGGCAGAGAAGACUUCUGUGAUGGAUGUAAUUUUAGAAAUCUCCUCAGAAAUAUCUUUAUUGAUAAAAACACAACAUUAGAAUAAUAAUUACUUAAGAAUCAUGAACAGGAAUAAAAUUAUAAAGUUAAAUAUAUUCAUAACCAUCAAAAAAUGUAGAUCGAUUUAUAUUUUUGUAAUUUAGGAAUUGGAUAUUCAAAAUAUAUUUUGAUUUUAGAAAAUAUUAAUAAUAAAUUCAUUACAAAAACAAAAACCUAUUCUAUUUAAGAUGUUUGGGCUUAGAUUAAAUUAUAAAUUAAGCGCAUUACUAAAUAAAAUAUUAAUUUAAGAAUCUUUUAUUUUGGUGUACUUUCUACUAUUAAGAUAAAUGACACAUUUAUUUAUUAAUUAAAUUUAAAAAAGUAAUUUAAAAAAUUCAUUAAACUCCUUAAUUGUCAUGGGAUCCUAGAUAUCAAAGGAGAAAGAGUAAUUAAUGUCAAAACUUAUGGAAAUUAAUUAAAUAUUUGGAUUAUCUAAGUUGUUCUAAUAAUAUAGUAAAUUACUUUAAAUAAAAAACAAAAAUCUUUUAUAUUUAUAGAAAUGCAAGGAGAAGAUGUUAUUUUAAUAAAAUUCAUUUUGAAAGAUCCAUCCUCAUUUAUAGUAAAUUAUUAUAGAAAUUUUUUCAUUAAAUAAAUUUCGCAAUAGUUAUUAUGCAAUAAUUUAAACUCUAAAUUGGAACUUAAUUUAAUUAAAAAUAUUUAAUAACCAUUUGAUUAUAUAUGA